CCAAGAUAAAAUGCAGUAAUGGCUGCCUGCAGACGAUUUUGGGUUUUGUCCGAGGUCAUAAAUGCUACAAAACUAUGCACUGUAGGCACUAGGAACAAGACUUGGUCACAAGGAAGGAAAGCCGGCGUACAGAGAUAUCUGUCAACACAAACCCAGGAAGAAGGAUUGCCUGACACAGUACAGCUCAGUGACAGCUGUGUGAAGCAAUUAAAGCAAUUGGAUGAAAAUGGCUGUCUACGAGUGAUUGUAGAGAGUGGUGGAUGUUCAGGAUUUCAGUACAAAUUCGACCUGGAUGCAACUGUAAAUGAAGACGAUCAUUUGUUUGAAAAGGAUGGGGCUAAAGUUGUUGUGGAUACAGAUUCUCUGGACUUUUUGAAGGGAUGUACAAUUGAUUUUCAUGAAGAACUUAUAAGGUCAGCUUUUCGUAUUAUCAAUAAUCCCCGGGCUGAACAAGGAUGCUCGUGUGGGGCCUCAUUUGCUGUGAAGCUGUGACCUGGUGAAUGUGUCGUGGAAAACAAAAGGAUUAUUUUGCAUUGUGUAAGGCUCGAGUGAACUUAAAGUCUUUACGUGGGAUCUGUGGAAUUAGAAACAUAGACAAUGUGAAUAAUUAUAUGAUGCCCUUCUUUUGUUGAAUAUUAUUUCUAUGUUAAAAAUACUACACUUGGGUUUAUUUCUAUCAUUAUAAAAUGUCAUUAACCACGCUGGUGUGGAAAUGUCAUUAACCAUGCUGGUGUGGAAAUGUCAUUAACCACGCUGGUGUGGAAAUGUCAUUAACCACACUGGUGUGCAAAUGUCAUUAACCACGCUGGUGUGGGUAUGUCAUUAACCACGCUGGUGUGCAAAUGUGAUUAACCAUGUUGGUGUGCAAAUGUCAUUAGCCACACUAGUGUGCAAAUGUCAUUUACCACGCUGGUGUGGGUAUGUCAUUAACCACGCUGGUGUGGAAAUGUCAUUAACCACGCUGGUGUGCAAAUGUUAUUAGCCACGCUAGUGUGCAAAUGUCAUUUACCACGCUGGUGUGGGUAUGUCACUAACCACACUGGUGUGAAAAUGUCAUUAGCCACGCUAGUGUGCAAAUGUCAUUAACCACGCUGGUGUGGAUAUGUCAUGAACCACGCUGGUGUGGAAAUGUCAUAAGCCACGCUGGUGUGGAAAUGUCAUGAACCCCACUGGUGUGGAAAUGUCAUUAACCACGCUGGUGUGGGUAUGUCACUACCACGCUGGUGUGCAAAUGUCACUAACCACGCUGGUGUGCAAAUGUCAUUAACCACGCUGGUGUGGAAAUGUCAUUAACCACGCUGUUGUGGAUAUGUCAUUAACCAUGCUGGUGUGGAUAUGUCAUGAACCCCACUGGUGUGGAAAUGUCAUUAACCACGCUGGUGUGGAUAUGUCAUUAACCACGCUGGUGUGGGUAUGUCACUAACCAUGCUGGUGUGCAAAUGUCAUUAACCACGCUGGUGUUGAAAUGUUAUUAACCACGCUGGUGUGGAAAUGUCAUUAACCACGCUGGUGUGGAAAUGUCAUUAGCCAUGCUGUUCUGGAAAUGUCAUUAACCACGCUGGUGUGCAAAUGUCAUUAACCACGCUGGUGUGCAAAUGUUUUUCCUUCUUCAGCUUAGUAAACUCUGACUGCAUAUAAAUUAGUGUAUACGCAGUGAAAAAAGGCUCGGCGGAUUGAUACUUGUUUCAAAUAUGGCGCUGUUCACGCUUCAGCGAGAGAACAGUCCAAUGACAACCAAUGCUUGGAUCAUUCACCAUCUAGAUACAUAGAACAAAUUAGGGAUCCAUUAUGUCUAAUUAUACAACAAAAGAAUGCUGAAAACUUCUUACUCCAUGGAUGCACAUUCAAAUUUCUUUGGCGGUAACAUCAACAAUGGCGGCUUCGUCCUGACCGUGUCACUCCAUGAGCAGUGUGUCAAUAUACAUACAUGACGACCGUUGUAAAUGAAAAGAAAAGAUUGAAGGGCUUCUCACAUUGGUAAAUUUAAAAUUUAAAAACCAUGAAAAAAAUUAGUGUUGUUCACUGCAUAUUUUCUAAAUUUACUCAUAUGUCAAUGUAGAUUCACCGGAACUAUAUUGUUCUAGCAACCACAGCUACCGUAGUUACCAUUGUGGCAACCUGCUUCGACUUUUUUCUGCAUAAUAUAGCAUUUAAACAUGUUUAUAAAUGUAAAAAUAAGGAUUGACCUUUAUUUUGAUGGCGUAUACGGUAGCUAACGCGCACCAUAGAAUAUGUUUGUUGCCAACUGUGUUCAAACUACUGUAUACGCUGUCAAAAUGAAGGUCAAUCCUUAAUUAACCACGCUAGUAUGGAAUUGUCAUUAACCACGCUGGCAUGGAAUUGUUGACAACAUUAACCAAUUUGGUGUGGAUAUGGUAUGUCAACAUCACAAAUCACACUGGUGUAGAUAUGGUAUGUCGACAUCAUAAAUCACACUGGUGUAGAUAUGAUAUGUCGACAUCAUAAAUCACACAAGAGUAGAUAUGGUAUGUCAACAUCAUUAAUCAGCAGGUGUAGAUAUGAUAUGUCGACAUCAUAAAUCACACAGGAGUAGAUAUGGUAUGUCAACAUCACAAAUCACACUGGUGUAGAUAUGGUAUGUCAACAUCACAAAUCACACUGGUGUAGAUAUGGUAUGUCAACAUCACAAAUCACACUGUUGUAGAUAUGGUAUGUCGACAUCAUAAAUCACACAGGUGUAGAUAUGGUAUGUCGACAUCAUAAAUCACACAGGUGUAGAUAUGGUAUGUCAACAUCACAAAUCAUACUAGUGUAGAUAUGGCAUGUCAACAUCAUAAAUCACACUGGUGUAGAUAUGGUAUGUCAACAUCACAAAUCACACUGUUGUAGAUAUGGUAUGUCAACAUCACAAAUCUCACUGUUGUAGAUAUGGUAUGUCGACAUCAUAAAUCACACAGGUGUAGAUAUGGUAUGUCGACAUCAUAAAUCACACAGGUGUAGAUAUGGUAUGUCAACAUCACAAAUCAUACUAGUGUAGAUAUGGCAUGUCAACAUCAUAAAUCACACUGGUGUAGAUAUGGUAUGUCAACAUCACAAAUCACACUGUUGUAGAUAUGGUAUGUCGACAUCAUAAAUCACACAGGUGUAGAUAUGGUAUGUCGACAUCAUAAAUCACACAGGUGUAGAUAUGGUAUGUCAACAUCACAAAUCAUACUAGUGUAGAUAUGGCAUGUCAACAUCAUAAAUCACACUGGUGUAGAUAUGGUAUGUCAACAUCAUAAAUCACACUGUUGUAGAUAUGGUAUGUCGACAUCAUAAAUCACACAGGUGUAGAUAUGGUAUGUCGACAUCAUAAAUCACACAGGUGUAGAUAUGGUAUGUCAACAUCACAAAUCAUACUAGUGUAGAUAUGGCAUGUCAACAUCAUAAAUCACACUGGUGUAGAUAUGGUAUGUCAACAUCAUAAAUCACACUGUUGUAGAUAUGGUAUGUCGACAUCAUAAAUCACACAGGUGUAGAUAUGGUAUGUCGACAUCAUAAAUCACACAGGUGUAGAUAUGGUAUGUCAACAUCACAAAUCAUACUAGUGUAGAUAUGGCAUGUCAACAUCAUAAAUCACACUGGUGUAGAUAUGGUAUGUCAACAUCACAAAUCACACUGUUGUAGAUAUGGUAUGUCAACAUCAUAAAUCUCACUGUUGUAGAUAUGGUAUGUCAACAUCAUAAAUGACACUGGUAUAGAUAUGGUAUGUCAACAUCACAAAUCACACUAGUGUAGAUAUGGCAUGUUAACAUCAUAAAUCACACUGGUGUAGAUAUGGUAUGUUAACAUCAUAUAUCACACUGGUGUAGAUAUGGUAUGUCAAAAUCAUAAAUCACAGUGGUGUAGAUAUGGUAUGUCGACAUCAUUAACCACACUGGUGUAGAUACGGUAUGUCAACAUCAUAAAUCACACUGUUGUAGAUAUGGUAUGUCAACAUCAUAAAUCACACAGGUGUAGAUAUGGUAUGUCGACAUCAUAAAUCACACUGGUGUAGAUAUGGUAUGUCAACAUCAUGAAGCACACUGGUGUGUAUAGGAUAUGUCGACAUCAUUAACCAUGCUUCUGUAUUGAUGUCAUUAACUGUGUUGAUGUGGAUAUGUUGACAUCAUUAACUGUGCUGAUGUGGAUAUGUUGACAUCAUUAACUGUAAUGAUGUGGAUAUGUUGACAUCAUUAACCAUGCCUCUGUAUUGACAUCAUUAACUGUGCUGAUGUGGAUAUGUUGACAUCAUUAACUGUGUUGAUGUGGAUAUGUUGACAUCAUUAACUGUAAUGAUGUGGAUAUGUUGACAUCAUUAACCAUGCCUCUGUAUUG
Mizuhopecten yessoensis (Yesso scallop) is the source of this 4317-nucleotide messenger RNA. Its product is annotated as iron-sulfur cluster assembly 2 homolog, mitochondrial-like. The coding region runs from base 19 to 492 and encodes 157 amino acids. Gene Ontology annotation, biological process: iron-sulfur cluster assembly. NCBI's taxonomy places the organism in Eukaryota, Metazoa, Mollusca, Bivalvia, Pectinida, Pectinidae. The transcript is spliced from 4 exons. Gene Ontology annotation, molecular function: 4 iron, 4 sulfur cluster binding; 2 iron, 2 sulfur cluster binding; iron ion binding. The record is from RefSeq and is a predicted model, not a curated record. Gene Ontology annotation, cellular component: mitochondrion.